AUGGAAAAUUGGGGAAGACAGAAUCUAUAUUCAGCUCAUGGAGAAAGGAAUAAUCAAACAUAUGUUACAGAAUUCAGUCUCCUAGGAUUUGGAAAUCUCUCUGAACUGCACAUUCUUCUUCUCCUUCUGUUUCUAAUGAUCUACAUUGUGACUGUAGCUGGGAACAUGCUUAUCGUGGUUCUAGUUGUGGCUGAUCAUCACCUUCAUAUCCCCAUGUACUUCUACCUGGGGAACUUGUCCUGCCUGGAGACCUGCUAUAGCUCCACCAUCCUGCACAGGAUGCUGGCCAGUCUCCUGACUGGGGACACAACCAUUUCUGUUAGUGGCUGCAUCACUCAAUUUUAUUUCUUUGGUGUGCUUGCAGCAAGUGAAUGCUAUCUUUUAUCCACGAUGUCCUAUGACCGGUAUUUAGCAAUAUGCAAACCACUACACUAUACGGUUCUUAUGAAUGGCAGAAUCUGCCUGCAGUUAGCAGCUGUGUCCUGGAUGGGUGGAUUUAUGACAAUAACCAUAGUAACAUGUUUAAUGUCACAGUUACAUUUCUGUGGCCCUAUUGAAAUAGACCAUUUCCUUUGUGAUUUCAUCCCAGUGAUUAAACUCUCCUGCAGUGACACCAGCCUGAUCACACUGGUGUCAUUUAUAUUAUCCUUCAUAGGCACCCUACCCCCAUUUCUAUUAACCCUGACAUCCUAUGUUUUUAUCAUCUCCACCAUCCUGAGAAUCCCGUCCACCAGUGAGAAGAAAAGCAUUUCCACUUGUUCCUCUCACCUCAUUGUGGUUACAAUUUUCUAUGGGACCCUGAUUAUUGUGUAUGUGUUACCAGACAGUGAGACACUGAGAGAACUCAACAAAGUGUUCUCUCUCUUCUACAAAGUCUUAACUCCCAUGGUCAAUCCUCUCGUCUACAGCCUGAGAAACAAAGAGGUCCAAUGUGCCCUAAGAAAAUUAAUUGUGUACAGAAAUUGA
Messenger RNA from Chelonoidis abingdonii (Abingdon island giant tortoise), 966 nucleotides. NCBI's taxonomy places the organism in Eukaryota, Metazoa, Chordata, Testudines, Testudinidae. The record is from RefSeq and is a predicted model, not a curated record.